GUUAGGAUUCUCCGGCGAUCCAUUUUCUAGAACCUCACCGUGAGUGUAUUCUCUCUUUCUCUUUCUCUCUCUCACGCCAAUUCCUUUGUUCUGCAACAAUGUCAAUCUUCGAUGGAGCUUUCAUGAAUACAGAGCUCUCCAAACGUACCUCAAUCUUCGGUCUCCGUCUCUGGGUUGUCGUCGGAAUCCUCGUCGGCAUUCUCAUCGUUUUCACCCUCUUCCUCCUCUCUCUCUGCCUCGUCUCUCGCCGCCACCGCCGCCGUGCCGGCGCCGGCGCCGGCAACUACAAAGUUGCCAGAGCCCCAGCUGUGCCCAAGGAAAUCCAGGAGAUAGUGCACCUUCCCGGACCCCACAUGACCCGGCAGCCGUACACGGCGGCGACGGUGCCGGAGAUUCACGUGGACAUCGGCAAGGCUGAGCACCGGGUUGUGGUUCAGUGUGAAAGGGUUUCCAGUGGGGAGAGCAAGAGAACGACGGGGAGUGGGUGUGAAACGACGUCGUCUUUUGGGAGUGGAAGUGUCGUUGGGAUUGGGCCUGAGGUAUCACAUCUCGGGUGGGGGAGAUGGUACACUCUGAGGGAAUUGGAGGAUGCCACUGAUGGGUUGUGUGAGAAAAAUGUUGUUGGUGAAGGUGGUUAUGGUAUUGUUUAUCAUGGGGUGCUCACUGAUGGUACCAGAGUUGCUGUCAAGAACCUCUUGAAUAACAAGGGCCAAGCUGAGAAAGAAUUUAAAGUAGAGGUAGACACAAUUGGUCGAGUGCGACACAAAAAUCUUGUUAGGUUGCUUGGAUACUGUGUUGAGGGAGCCUACAGGAUGCUUGUGUAUGAAUAUGUUGACAAUGGCAAUCUAGAACAAUGGCUGCAUGGGGAUGUUGGAGCUGUAAGCCCAUUGACAUGGGAUAUACGCAUGAACAUUAUAUUGGGAACUGCAAGAGGAUUGGCUUAUCUUCAUGAGGGUCUUGAACCAAAGGUUGUCCACCGAGAUGUGAAAUCAAGCAACAUACUCCUUGAUCGCCAAUGGAACUCCAAAGUUUCUGAUUUUGGGCUUGCUAAGCUUUUAUGUUCUGAGAAUAGUUACGUCACAACUCGAGUGAUGGGGACAUUUGGUUAUGUUGCACCAGAGUAUGCUUGCACUGGAAUGCUGACUGAGAAGAGUGAUGUCUAUAGCUUCGGGAUACUUAUAAUGGAGAUAAUUACUGGGAGAAGUCCUGUUGAUUAUAGUAGACCAAAAGGAGAGGUUAAUUUAAUAGAUUGGUUGAAGACUAUGGUUGGUAAUAGAAAAUCUGAGGAAGUAGUUGAUCCUAAGCUACCUGGGAUGCCAUCUUCAAAGGCUCUUAAACGUGCUCUAUUGAUUGCUCUUCGGUGUGUUGACCCUGAUGCAACAAAGAGGCCUAAAAUGGGACAUGUGAUCCACAUGCUUGAGGCAGAUGACCUCUUAUUCCAUAAUGAACGCGGAACUGGGGGAGAAUCUUCCCUUUCCCAUAAUGAUUAUCAACAAGAGCAUAAGGACUCAAGUUUAGAUAAAAGGACAGAUGAAGGGAUCACUGAUCAAAGUGAAGAUGUUAGUAGCAAAAAUCAUCAUCAGCCCCCCACUAGGUGGAGAUGA
This is a messenger RNA of Gastrolobium bilobum, 1604 nucleotides long. Its product is annotated as probable serine/threonine-protein kinase At1g01540. Bases 99 to 1604 code for a protein of 501 amino acids. The record is from RefSeq and is a predicted model, not a curated record. Gene Ontology annotation, molecular function: protein kinase activity; ATP binding. The transcript is spliced from 7 exons. Lineage: Eukaryota; Viridiplantae; Streptophyta; Magnoliopsida; Fabales; Fabaceae. Gene Ontology annotation, biological process: protein phosphorylation.